UCGCCCUUGAUGUAGGAUCGAAACUGAAGGAACCGGAGUCAUGAGCACUGCAGUGGCGUGUGUGUACGCGGCUCUGUUAUGGCUGCAGGCCAGCUGGUGGAUGAGAUGUUCAGCCUGGGAGGAGACAUUCGGCGUUGAGGAUUGGUUAAAGAGGUUAGGCUACCUACAGACCACCGAACCCAACAUGGCCGUCCUGUACUCGGCUCAGACCGUGCAGUCAGCCAUAGCUGCCAUGCAGCGCCAAUACGGCCUCAACAUCACGGGCACUUUAGACCAGAGCACUAUAGACUGGAUGAAGAAGCCCAGAUGUGGAGUCCCAGAUCAACUCAGAGGAAAAUCAGGUUCAAAGUCACGGAAGCGACGCUACGCGCUCACGGGCCAAAAGUGGCAGCGCACACACAUCACAUACAGCAUAAAGAACGUGACGCCUAAAGUGGGUGCACGGGAGACCCACGAGGCCAUCCGGCGAGCCUUCGAUGUAUGGCAGGGUGUCACGCCGCUGAACUUCGAGGCUGUGCCCUACAGCGCGCUGGAGAGCGGCAAACGCGACGUAGACAUCACCAUCAUCUUCGCUUCCGGUUUCCACGGCGACAGCUCUCCUUUCGAUGGAGAGGGUGGCUUUCUGGCUCAUGCGUACUUCCCAGGUCCCGGUAUAGGGGGCGACACGCAUUUCGAUUUAGAUGAACCAUGGACCCUGGGCAACCCCAACCAUGAUGGUGAGAGAACGGCAGGGAAUGACCUGUUUCUGGUGGCCGUCCAUGAGCUGGGCCAUGCUUUGGGUCUGGAGCAUUCCAACGACCCCACUGCAAUCAUGGCUCCUUUUUACCAGUACAUGGACACAGAGAGCUUCAAACUGCCUCAUGAUGAUCUACAAGGCAUCCAGAAAAUCUACGGUCCUCCAGAUAGGAACCCUCAGCCAACCCGACUGCUCACCACGGCCCCGCCUCCUCGCCUGCAUCCUCCUGACCCCCGGAAGCACGACCGGCAGAGCCGUCCUCACCGACCGCCACAGAAAUCCAAACCCUUCAAUCCCAACUCCAAACCGAAUAUCUGUGACGGAGGCUUUAACACACUCGCCAUCCUGCGCCAGGAGCUGUUUAUCUUCAAGGACCAGUGGUUCUGGAGGGUGAGGGAUAAUUCAGUGGUGCCCGGAUACCCAAUGCAGAUCAGUCAAUUCUGGAAAGGCCUGCCGCCGAAGAUCGACGCUGUAUAUGAAAACAGUGAGGGGAAGUUCGUCUUCUUUAAAGGCCACCGGUUUUGGGUAUUUAAGGACACGACUCUGCAGCCCACCUACCCUCAGGACAUCUCACUGUUUGGAAACGGCAUGCCCUCUCAGAACAUCGAGACAGCCGUGUGGUGGGAGGACGUGGCCAAAACCUACUUCUUCAAAGGGGACAGGUACUGGAGGUAUAACGAGGACAUCCGAAGUAUGGAUCCGGGUUACCCCAAACCCAUCACUAUUUGGAAGGGCAUUCCAGACUCUCCUCAGGGGGCCUUUGUAGACAAAGCUAAUGGCUUCACAUAUUUUUACAAAGGAAAAGAGUACUGGAAGUUCAACAACAGACGCCUGCGGGUGGAGCCAAGCUACCCCAGGUCUAUUCUCCGGGACUUUAUGGGCUGUGACGGGCUGCCCUCCGACCCCGACUGGGACUGGCAUGUAGCGCAGGACGAGGAGGCUCCUCAGUACGAGAACGACGACGUGGAUAUCGUGCGCAAGUCGGAGAGCACUGGCGGCACGGAGAAGGCGGUGGCCAUCGCCAUCCCGUGUGUGCUGGCCCUGUGCCUCAUGGUCUUGCUGCACACCGUGUUUCGCGUCAAGAGGAAGGACACCAAGCGGCACAUACUUUACUGCAAGCGCUCCAUGCAGGAAUGGGUCUGAAGAGGAAGGAUCUCUCCCCGUUCCAAGACGUUCUGUCAUUUAGGUCCUCGGGGGUGUGGAACCUCACUUAAAUCUCUCAGCAUCGAUGGAUGGCAGGGAGACGAGGAAUAGACAGCAUGCCCACGUCUUACUUGUGGUGUCCGCUCUUCCUAAGAGUGCCAUGUCGUGUGUCCAUCGUUGGCUACUGCAGCCGUUU
This is a messenger RNA of Trichomycterus rosablanca, 2075 nucleotides long. RefSeq names its product matrix metallopeptidase 16b (membrane-inserted) (gene mmp16b). Gene Ontology annotation, biological process: skeletal system development; extracellular matrix organization; proteolysis. The record is from RefSeq and is a predicted model, not a curated record. Gene Ontology annotation, cellular component: extracellular matrix; plasma membrane. Lineage: Eukaryota; Metazoa; Chordata; Actinopteri; Siluriformes; Trichomycteridae. Bases 41 to 1879 code for a protein of 612 amino acids. The transcript has 10 exons. Gene Ontology annotation, molecular function: metalloendopeptidase activity; zinc ion binding.